Messenger RNA from Hirsutella rhossiliensis, 4410 nucleotides. Its product is annotated as ABC transporter domain-containing protein. Gene Ontology annotation, molecular function: ATP binding; ATP hydrolysis activity; ABC-type peptide transporter activity. Gene Ontology annotation, biological process: transmembrane transport. NCBI's taxonomy places the organism in Eukaryota, Fungi, Ascomycota, Sordariomycetes, Hypocreales, Ophiocordycipitaceae. Gene Ontology annotation, cellular component: membrane; fungal-type vacuole. The transcript has a single exon. The coding region runs from base 1 to 4410 and encodes 1469 amino acids. The record is from RefSeq and is a predicted model, not a curated record.
AUGACGUCCCUCGACGCCCUCAAGCAACGCCUGCACCAAUUCGCCGUCGCCUUCAGGGUCCCAGGCCAGAUACCCUGGCUCAACGACGCCCGCGUCGUGUCCGGAGCCUCGCUCACGGAAACCGAUGCCAUCACCCUCUACGUCUUGGCCGCCCUGUCCGUCGCCGUCCUGCUGCUCUACGCCUCCAACCGCAAGAUCCUCUCCCUGUUCCCGCCAUGGCUUCAACCCUUUGCCAAGGAGGAGGGCCCCGUGCCGGAGAAGCGCAAGGCCUGGACGCACUGGACGCUUCUGCUCGGGUUCGUCUGCCUCGCCGGCAUCGUCCUCGCCAUCAUCCCCGCCUGCCUCAGCCCGAGACAGCCCGUGGCCGUGCUCGAGGUCUGGCCGUGGCUCGUGGCUGCGCUUAUUUCUGCCUUUGAGCGGCCGACCAAGACGCCACGGAUAUUGCUGCUGCAGUACAUGCUCAUCUUCACCGCCGGGCUCACGACUUACUCGGUUCAGUUCCUCGACCAGUCCCUCCGCGCGCUGGACCCGUAUCGACUCGCCCGAAUCGUCCUCGCCGCCACCGCCGCCGUCUUCAUCGGCCUCAUGCCCCUACGCAACCCGGCCUGGGACACGCAGAACAUCGGCAACCCCAAGCUGCCCCCCUCGCACCACGUCCGCAGCCCCGAGGACAACCUCAGCCUCUUCCGCUUCUGGGCCAUGACCUGGGUCUAUCCGCUCGCCCGCAUCUGCCGCCACAAGGACAUCACCGUCGAAGAGGUCUGGCAGCUGCCCCUCGAGUUCCAGCACACGCGCCUCUACAUGGCCUUUCGCGAGCUCCGCGGCAAACUCAUUCCACGCCUUAUCCAGGCGAAUGGCCUGGACCUCUUCAUUGCCACUGGCCUCGCCGUCGUCGAAACCGUCACCGAGGUGUCCACCAUCCGCCUCACCGGCCGUCUGUACCGCGCCCUCGACGCCAACAGACCCGAAGAGGCCGUCUUCUGGUGCCUAACCAUGCUGUCCCUCGAUGUUCUUCGCCAAAUCUCCAAGACGACUUCGUCGUGGUACUCGCGCAAGGCCUACGAGCGGUCGCGUGGCGAGACCUUCAUCGGCCUCUUCAGCAAGCUGCUCACGCGAGCCGUUCCCGGAUCCGACGUGACCGAAAAGGGGCCCGCUAGCAAGGUGCCCCGGGUUCCUGGCAAGCUUCGUCGCCUCCUAGGCCGCUGUUGUGUCGGCCGGAAGCCGUCCCCUUCUGCCGGGCAGCAGCAGCAGCAGCAGCAAAGCCCCCCCCCUGCGUCCAACGCCAAGGUGGUCAACCUGGUUCGAGGCGACACUUACGAGAUCUCGCAGCGGUUCUGGGACCUGCCCAAGCUCAUCUCGCAGCCGAUCAAGGUCCUCGUCACCAUGUACUUCCUCGUCGACAUCAUGGGCUGGUCGUCGUGCAUCGGCUUCGCCCUCAUGGCCAUCUUUCUCACCGCCAACUCGCUGCUCGUCCGUGAGCUCAUCAAGCUCGAGCGCCAGCGCACCGCCCACUCGGACAAGCGGGCCCAGGCCGUCGCCCACUUCGUCGAGGCCAGCCGCCCGCUCAAGCUGAACGGAUGGACCGCGUCGUGGAGCCGCCGCAUCAUGAAGUUUCGCGACCUCGAGAUGCACAAGAGACUGCAGAUUGCCCGCGUCACGGCCGCCAUCUCCACCAUCAACGUCGCCGGUGGUGCCGCGUAUCCGCUCGCCAGCAUCUGUCUUUACACCCUCAUCCUGCGGCGGGGCCUCCCCAACAGUGUCAUCUGGCCCUCGCUGCAGCUGUUUGGCCAGCUCGAGACGAGUGUCAAACAGGCCUUUGACCUUGUCUCGGCUUAUUGGAAAGCCACCAUCCCUGUCGAGCGUGUCAACAAAUUCAUGGCCGAGCAGGACCGCGACGAAAGCGGCCUCAACUCGGCCGGCGCCCGUGACAUUGACUUCUGUGACGCCUCCUUUUCCUGGCCCUCGACGGACGGUGUGGUCCUCCACUGCCUCAACCUCAAGUUUUGCCCGGGCCUGACCGUUGUCAGGGGCAAGGUCGGCUCCGGCAAAUCGAGCCUGCUCCUGGCCGCGCUCAACGAGAUGGAACUGCGCGAGGGCCACCUCCGCCGGCCGGACGAGCCGCUUGGGUAUGCGCAGCAGCUCCCCUUUCUGCAGAGCAAGACGAUCCGGGAAAACAUCGUCUUCCACCAAAACUUCGAUCCGGUCCGGUACCGGCAGGUCAUCCACGCCUGCGCGCUGGCGCCCGACCUCGCCAUCUUUCCCGACGGCGACCAGACCAAGCUGGAAGAGGGAGGCGUGGGCCUCUCCGGCGGACAAAAGGCACGGGUGGCCCUCGCCAGAGCCGUCUACAGCCCAUGCCGCAUCCUCCUUCUCGACGACCCCCUGGCCGCCCUGGAUCACGACACCGCGAGCAACAUUGUUCGCCGCUUUCUCCAGGGCCCCUUAGCCGAGGGGCGCACGAUUGUCAUGGUUACCCACCGAGACGACCUGGUCCUCCGCAUCGCCGACCAGGUCAUCGACAUGGACGACGGUAACGCCAGCGUCUUGUCUGACGAGCGGAUUGAGGCCGAGCUCGAGCACCCGUAUCACGCACCCACCGGAGCCGCCCACCCCGAGGAGACAGACCCUUCACACGGCGGCGCACACGAAGACGAAGUGACUGGCCUAAAGGACGCGCCUGAAGAGCCGGCCGAGACGGGGGGCGUCUCCCUCGCCGUAUAUACGAGCUACAUGAAGGCGGGAGGCUGGCACCUGUGGCUCAUGCUGGCCGUCUUCUACGGGGCGUCGCGAUACUGCGACAUUGCCCGGGCCCGGCUCCUCGAGGCUUGGGGCCACCACACGGCGUUCCAGUCGAGCGGCGCCUCUCACGGCUACUGGGGUCUUCCGAACCCCGAGCACCACCCACGCAUCUGGCUCGGCGUCCUCGGGGGCCUCUCGGCCGGGCAGGUGGUCAUGUACGCCGCGGCGCAGUUGACACUGGCAAAGGUCAGCGUCGACGCGGCGCAGGCCCUGUUCCGCGUCGCCGUCGACCGCGUCAGCAAGGCCACGUUCCGGUACCACGACACGACGCCGACCGGCCAGCUCAAGAACCGGCUCAUCUCCGACAUGGGCAUGGUCGACGGCGGGAUCCUGGCGCCGCUCGAGGCCUUUGUCUUUCACCUCAUUGCCCUGGUUCUCAGCACCGUCGCCAUCGCGACGCAGCAGCCCCUUUUGCUCAUCAUCCUCGGAGCCGUCGCCCUCCUCUUCGUCUACGUGUUCCGCAUCUACGUGCCCGUGUCGCGCUGCCUGCGCCGGCUGGAAACGAGAUACUUGACGCCCAUCAUCGCCUCCAUCGGCGUCAUGCAGGACGGCCUGGUGACGAUCCGCGCGCUCAGGGUCGAGGGCCAUUUCCACGACCGCCACCUGGACGCCGUCGACGACUUCCAGAAGCAGGACCAUUUCUUCUGGAGCGUGAACUUUUGGCUCGACUUUCGGCUGAGCAUGGCAUCGGCCUGCACCCGCGCGCUCUUGGUCCUGGCCAUGGUCUGGCUCGGGACGCCCGCCAGCGCCGUCGGCUUCGUCCUGACGCAGACCAUUAUUGCCAUUACUUGUGUUCAGCAGCUGUGUGAAAAGUUUGCCCAGCUGCAGCUCGACGCCGUCUCGCUGGAGCGUGUCAACAUGCUCAAUCGGAUUCCCGAGGAACCCAACGGCGACGACGACCCGCCCGAGGACUGGCCACGGCCGUGCGACGACGUCCGGUUUGAUUCCGUGUCGUUCCGGUACGCCGAUGGCUUGCCCAACGUCCUGGAGAAGGUCAGCUUCAAUAUCCCCGGCGGCUCGACGUGCGCUGUGCUCGGCAGGACGGGAUCCGGCAAGUCGACCAUCGCCAACGCCCUCCUCGCCACGCAGACGGCCUGCGAGGGGGCCGUGACGGUGGGCGGCAUCGACCUGGCCCGGGUCAACCGCGCAGCCCUGCGCCGCCGCGUGACGUUUAUCCAGCAGGACCCUACGCUUUUCCCUGGGACGCUCCACGACAACCUCGAUCCCGAGGGCAACUUCUCAGACCAAGAAUGCCUCACGGCCAUUCACCGCGUGCUGGGCCCGGCCUGGAGCCUCGACUCGCCCAUCGACGCCGGCGGCAAGAACCUCAGCCAGGGACAGCGCCAGCUCGUGGGCAUCGGCCGCGCCGUGCUGCGCCGGAGCGGGCUCGUCAUCCUCGACGAGGCCACGGCGUCCAUCGACCGAGGCACGGCGGCGGUGGUGCAGCGCAUCCUGCGCCAGGAGCUGUCCGAGAGCACCGUCAUUACAAUCGCGCAUCGCCUCGAGGCGGUGGAGCACGCCAACUGGUGCCUUCGUCUCGACCGCGGCCAUGUCCUCGAAUGCGGCCCGGCCAACAACUUGGGGAAGAGUGGCGUGACUGCAGAAGAGUGA